This is a messenger RNA of Neodiprion virginianus, 2715 nucleotides long. RefSeq names its product UPF0193 protein EVG1. The record is from RefSeq and is a predicted model, not a curated record. Lineage: Eukaryota; Metazoa; Arthropoda; Insecta; Hymenoptera; Diprionidae. The coding region runs from base 867 to 1571 and encodes 234 amino acids. The transcript is spliced from 7 exons.
AGAGGAUGCCGGACAUGCGCACUGCGAUAUCCGCAAAGGCGUAACUCUGGACUAUCAACCCUUAAAGUCGCUCGUUUUUUUACUCAAUAAUUUUUCAAUUGUAAUACAUCAUUUUUAAAUCCAGGAUGGCGAUACAUCCAAAUUCGGACUUCAGAUUCGUGAUCAGCGAACCCAAAAACCCCCCGAGUAACAAUCAAGUUUCGGCCAGAAUCAUCGAAUCUUGAUAGUUAAUUCGAUUCCACAUCCGCCAUAUUGGAUCCGCCAUCUUGGAUUGAGAAAUUAUCAAAUUCGAACUUCAGAUUCGUGAUCGGCGAACCCAAAAACCCCCGAUUGACGAUUAAAUUUCGGCCAGAAUCAUCAAAUUUUUUUAUUUCCAUAUUACAUCUGCGAUCUUGGAUUUAGAGAUUAUCAAAUUCCUACUUCAAGUUCGCGAUUAGAGAUCGUAAAAAUCACCGAGUUACAAAAUUCAAGCCAAAAUAAGUGAUAAAUUUCUCUGAAUUUUCGCCGACUUUCCUGACCAUUCUUCAAAUUCCCUGAGACUUUCAAAUUAAAAAUAAGAAUAAUAAUAUACCCAGCGAUCGAUCAUCUGCGGUAGAUUGAACAGAUAUUGCAGGAAUACGCGGUAUAUUGAUGAUACAUUCACGGUUGUCGUCUUAGCAACGAGUUUAAACAAUGUCGUUAAUUUCCUGCCGCAUCAGGAAAGAAGGAAGAAAAGAGAAUAGACGGUGUAAACUCGUUAGGUUAAAAAACGAUAAAAUUCCACAUCAGCUGCAGCGCCAUUUGAUUUUUUACUCCACGCACAAUCAAAUAUCAUAACUGCAGAUACUUUUUACACACCGCGAGGCAAGUGUAAAACUCACAUAACCAUGGAACCAAGGACUGAAAGGGUCGCGAUUGGCGUCGGAGCGAUCCACAAUCCAGCAAGAGCGCAAUACAGCGAAGAAACGCGAAAUUUGAUAAAGAUUCUUAUGGAAGAGUCUAGACUAACAAUGAUGCAGAGGAAAUCUAUACAAGACGCCGUCGACAGAGGUGAAUCACUGCCACCGCCUUCGGCAACGAAAACCGCAAAAACAAAGAACGAAAAAUUUGCCGAAGCACAGGUAAUGUUUCCAUGCGUAUGGAAGAAACGAUCUCAAGAUAUAAUUACAAAAAGCGGUGCCUACGAAAGGGAACAAUUUAGACGGACGGCACCAUUGCUUAACAAAGAGAAACAAAAACGACAUCUCGCAUGCAUAAUGGCAUAUGGUAAAGACAUGCCGCCGACUCCGCACGGUCCGAAACUUCUUCACAGAGGUCGAAAAAUUAUGCGUAAAAUACCAGAAGACGUAGAUCCGUUGAACGAAAUUGUAAAAUCGAUCGAGGAAAGAAUCGAGUUCGUACACGAAAUGGAAAGUUUGGGCCAGGGUAAAAAAUAUCGCCCGAUAAUACAGCAGGAAAUAGCAGAGAAAUUGAGGCUAUUAGAAAAGAUCGAUAAGCAAAGAUCGGCCGACGUUAAAAAAAUCGUACAACGAUUCGAGCCUGAUAAAUCCUCACCAAAACCUCCCUUUCCCCUCGGAGAAUUGGAUUGCUAAUAAUCGCCUCCAUAAUUCAGGAAAAAAACCAGACGGGGAGGUGAAAAUUAAGUAUAAAGUAAUCAACGAGUAGUUAAAUUUUUUUUUUUUUUUCUUUUUUCAAUAUAAAAAAUGAUAAUGAAGAAAUAAUGAUUUCAAGUAUCGAUUAUUGUCCAUAUUACUGUGUACCCAGAAUUGUUCAGAAUUUCAAUUGUUCAACAAUAUUUAGCUGGACCGAUUUUUGGGCAAGUUUAGAUGAAUGAAUAAAAUAAAUAAACAUACAUAAUAACCGUAAAAAAUUAUCGACGAUUUUAAAAAUUCAGCCGUAACGGUUGUUCAUUUUUCUUCUUCUCCAACUAUUUCAUUUGUAAACUGUACUCACUUGCGCGGUAAAAAUUCAUCAAAAAAUCAUUCAUAGAUCCGGAAUUUGUAUGUUCGACGAAUAUAUUCUAAUAGGUGAUAAUCUAUAUUUGGGUACUGUGAGCAACAGACGGUCCUAAAUUCCGAAUUCCCUAGCUGAGCGUCAAUUUCCUAGAAGUUGUGCCGUUCGUUCUGCACGUAGACCGGUUUACAUUUACCGGUAAAUAGAAAGUUAUUGUAAAAUCAAUCCAAGGUCAAUUUAUACUUUUAAUUAAUUGAAUUAAUUUUUAUAUAUAUUCGUAAACGCCUACAGUUAUAUAUACUUGUUGGCAAAAAAUAUAUCCCAUUCUGCCUAAAAUCAUGCAGCAACUAAUUACCGGUAUAAUUUUUCCCGGUAAAGGGCUACGACAAGGAAUCAUCAUACGGAAUCUAUUAUAUAAUUACCACAUAAUUAGUCGAAUCGGGAAUAUUUGUAUUGCCAAAAAUUAAUAUUGGUAAUAGCUUAACAAGAAUCAUUAUUACUUACGAAUAUAUAUAUAGAUAGUUUUAUUACCUACAAAAUGGAAAAAAAAAACGGCUUCGUAACUUGCAUAGUUUCCGAGAUAUCCAGAUGAGAGUGUUUGCAUAGCCCUCAUCUCGUGUUAAUCAAAUGGGAAAAAUUCAAACCGGAUGCGUCACCUUUUAGAAUUAAGACACCGUGCUCCGAUUUCACGAGGCUUCGUUUGCGACUCAAAACUAACUUUUUCGAAGGUACGUAAGAAAAAAAAAAUUUAAAAAAAAAACACCCUAAUACAUAUAUAUAUAU